Molecule: messenger RNA, 3833 nt
Organism: Dermochelys coriacea (leatherback sea turtle)
Lineage: Eukaryota; Metazoa; Chordata; Testudines; Dermochelyidae
Gene: ITGA2B
Product: integrin subunit alpha 2b
Exons: 30
Coding region: 45-3224 (1059 amino acids)
Biological process (GO): cell adhesion mediated by integrin; cell-matrix adhesion; integrin-mediated signaling pathway
Cellular component (GO): external side of plasma membrane; integrin complex
Molecular function (GO): integrin binding
Source: RefSeq, a predicted model, not a curated record
AUUUGCAGGGGCCUGCCUGGAGCAUUUGAUCCCCACACGCCAGGAUGGUGGCUGGAGCCCAGGGACCGUGGCUGCCGCGGCCUCCCCUAUGGCUCUGGUGCUGGGUCCAGGUGCUGCUGGCUCCCCUGGGGCUGUGGCCGGCGCGAGCCUUCAACUUGCACUCGGACCAUCCCACCGUCUACGCCGGGCCCCACCACAGCUACUUUGGUUUCGCCUUGGACUUCUUCAAGGACAGGAAGGGAGGCAUGAGUGUGGUGGUGGGCGCGCCCCGGGCCAACACCUCGCAGCCCGGCGUGGUGGAGGCUGGAGCUGUGUACUUGUGCCCCUGGGCGCCCGGCGGGACCGGCUGCAGCAUCAUAGAGUUUGAUCCGAAAGGGGACCAGACCGAGAACAAGGGAUUCCUCCGGCUGAAGACCUACAAGUCUCACCAGUGGUUCGGGGCGUCUGUGAACAGCUGGGAUGGCAACGUUGUGGCCUGUGCCCCCCUGCAGCACUGGAACGUCUUCGAGGGCAUGGCCCAGGCCACCCAGACGCCUGUGGGCACCUGCUUCGUGGCCACCGAGGGCCUGAGCCGCUUCACCGAAUACGCGCCCUGCCGCUGCCACCACAUGGAGGCCACGUACCUGCAGAGGCGCUACGCCUACGACAAGCGGUACUGCCAGGUGGGCUUCAGCGCCGCCAUCACCCACGCUGGCAGGCUGGUGCUGGGUGCCCCGGGAGGAUACUACUUUGUGGGGCUGAUCUACUCAGUCAAUCUGUCGGCAGUCGUCUCCCACUUCCCUGGCAGCGCCCUGCUCUGGUCCGUGGCCCCUGAGCAGGUCACGGAGGACAUGAUCUAUGAUUAUGACGACGCCUACAGAGGGUACUCAGUGGCUGUGGGGGAGUUUGACGGGGACCCCACUACACCAGAGUAUGUUGUGGGCGUCCCCAACAAGAGAACGACCUGGGGGGUGGUCGAGAUCUUCAGCAGCAGGAAGUCUCUGGCGCUGGUACAGAGCAUCCAGAGUGAGCAGGUGGCGUCAUACUUUGGUCACACAGUGGCUGUUGCUGAUGUGAAUGGCGAUGGGAAGGACGACGUCUUGGUGGGGGCGCCACUCUACAUGGAGCGCCACUCCGACCGCAAGCUCUACGAGGUGGGGCGCGUCUACCUGUACAUGCAGCGCCGGGGCCCCCACGUCUACAGGUACCCCUGGCAGACCCUGACCGGCACCGAGGUCUACGGCCGCUUCGGCACAGCCAUCGCUCCUGUGGGGGACCUGGACCAGGACGGCUACGUUGACGUGGCGGUGGGGGCUCCGUUCGCCGGGAGUGGCCGUGUGCUCAUCUUCAGCGGGCACAGCGAGGGGCUCCGGACGCCGGCCUCGCAGGUCCUGGAGAGUCCCUUCCCCGGCCAUGCUGCCUUCGGCUUCUCCGUGCGUGGCGCCACCGACAUCGACGCCAACGGGUACCCAGAUGUGCUGGUCGGGGCAUUCGGCGCCAGCAAGGUGGCCGUGUACAGAGCCCAGCCCGUGGUGGUGGCCAGUAGCCAGCUGUUAGUGCCAGAUGUGCUGAACCCCGAGGAGAAGACCUGCAACGUCUUCGGGACCCCUGUCAGCUGCUUCCCCAUCCGGCUGUGUGUGGGCGUCUCGGGGAAGAGCCUCCCAGAGAGAAUCAGGCUGGCCGCUGACCUGCAGCUGGACCGGCUGAAGCCGAAGUCGGGGCGCAGGGUCUGGGAGCUGCAGACGCACCAGGCGGGGCAGAGUCUGGAGCUGCAGCUGUCGAGGGAGGCACCACUCACCUGCCAGAACCUCACAGCCUACCUGCGGCACGAGGCCGAUUUCAAGGACAAGCUGAGCCCCAUCGUGGUGAGCCUGACGCUGACCCUGGCAGCUGGGUCGGGCACCGAGGAGCCGGGGCUGGUGCUCUGCGGGCAGACAGCGGUGCAGGAGCAGACGCGCAUUGUGCUGGAUUGUGGCGAGGACAACAUCUGCAUCCCAGAGCUGCGACUUGCCGCUCACACGCCCGUGGCCCAGCUGUUCAUCGGGGACGAGAACGUGGUUCAUAUCCUGGCUGACGCCACCAACACGGGCGAAGGCGCCUUCGAGGCUGAGCUCCGGCUGCAGCUGCCACCCGAUGCCCACUAUCAGAAAGCCACCAGCAACGUUCAGGGGCUGGAGAAGCUUAUCUGUAACCCCAAGAAGGAGAACGAGACGCGUGUGGUGAUCUGCGAGCUGGGGAACCCCAUGAAGAGCGGCACCAAGAUUGCUGUGGACAUGGCGCUCAGUGUCAGUAACCUGGAGGAUGCCAGUGACACCAUCGAGUUCCAGCUGCAGCUGCGGAGCAAGAACAGCCACAGCCCCCACAGCAACGUGGAGCAAGUGCAGAUCCCCAUCAAGGCUGCAGCGCUGCUGGACCUGCGAGGGAAUUCGCUGCCAGCCACCGUGGUGCUGCCAGUGGCGGGCUGGGAACAGGUGGAGGGCAGCCGCCGGCUGGAGGAACACGGGCCCAGGGUGGAGCAUGUCUAUCAGCUGCACAACCAGGGCCCUGGCACCGUGAGUCGGGCGGAGCUGUGGGUGGAGUUCCCGAGCCACUUCCAGGACGACUUCUUGCUGUACAUGACGGAGCUCACCACGGAGGGGAGGAUCAACUGCUCCAGCCCCACGGGGCUCAACCCUCUGGGGCUGGAGGGCCAGAAACCAAGAGCCUCCCCUGGCCACAACAUGAGCUACCAGCUGGUCCACAGGCGGGAGCGACGGGAAGUAGACAAGGCCGAGGCAGGCCCAGCCACUCUCAGGGAGCCCACCCUGGUGAACUGCAGCAGCCAGCCCUGUGCGGCCGUGCUGUGCAAGAUGGAGAUGCUGGAGAGGGACCAGCGGGCCAUGGUGACUGUCCACUCUGUCCUGUGGAUGCAGAGCGUCAGGAAGCGGCCCUAUGACCAGUUCAUCAUCCAGUCGCAGGCCUGGUUCAACGUCUCCGCCAUGCCCUAUCGCAUCCAGCCCGAAGUGCUGCCCAGCGGACACGCCACGGCCCAAACGGAGGUGGUGCGGGUGAGCCCCGAUGCUGAGAAGGAGAUCCCCACCUGGUGGGUGGUGCUGGCUGUGCUGGCCGGGCUCCUGCUCCUGGCCCUCUUCAUCUGCGCCCUGUGGAAGAUGGGGUUUUUCAAGAGGACCCGGCCACCCAUGGAUGACCAGGAGGAGCUAACGAGUGAUGAGGCGGGGGAGCCAUGCACAGGGAGGGGCCAGUAGGGGGCGCCCCACAAACUGGUCCCCUCCUUGAGCUCCCAUCACUACCUCCUGCUGCUGCAGCCCAUGCCUGGGGCCUGUCCCUUGGUAGCCUGCGCCAGCCAGACGGACAGACAGCUCCUGCCCCCGGCUCCUCCUGUUGUGUGUGCACCCCUGCCCCUCGCCAACUGGAGCUCCCCAGCCCACAGCGACCUCCUCUCCCAGCUGCUGCCCCUCCCAGCCAAGGGGCCGGGCUGUAACCUGUGGCAGGCCGUGUCCAGGUACGGACAGGGCUGGCCAGAGGAAAGUGCCCCUCCAGCCAUGCCAACAGCUCAGCCCCAGGAAUGCCAUGCCUGGCUGGGAUCUCAGUGCUGCCCCCUGUGAGCGUGGCAGUUGGCACUGCCUCUCCUGAGCGCCGCAUGUCCAUCGGAGGCUGAUCAGCCCUAGGGGGAUCAAACAGCUGCCGAGGCCCCACCCUUGGAGGCCAGAGCACCAAGCCCCUGGCUGCACCCUUGGAGGGCCCUCUCCCAUUCCCCGCCAACUGCUCCUGCAUCCCUGGCUGUGGAGAGCAGGGAAUUGUAGCCUCCCUCCUGCUGCUUCCUGCUGUGCAAUAAACGUGCUCCCAGCCCCCUG